GACAACAUCACGACCACUGAGAAGGAGCGACAUGGCCGACAAGGACAAGAAGGGCAAAGACAAGGCCGUGGCGGCGGACGCGGGCGCCAUUGACGAUAUUUUUGCGGCGCCCAAGCCUAAGAAGGACAAGGGCAAGAAACGCGACGACAAGAAGGCCAAGGUGGAGGAGGCGGCGCGGAGGAGCGAGGUGAAGGAGAAGAAGAAGAAGAAGGAGAGGGAGAAGGGAAAAGAAAAGCAUCAGGAGGAGGAGCCAGAAUCGGGCGCCGUCGAAGAGGUCGUCGAUCCCUCUGUCGCUGUCGUCGCGGCUCUUGGGCGUGCAAAGGAGGCGCGCGCUUCGGGGAAACGCGACCGCAAAGAGGUUGAGGAGGACCGUAUGUGGCGCGAUAGCCGAGGCGACGCCGAUCGCAAGCGCACGGAAGAAGGAUACUUCGUGUUCAAGGAGGCUGAGCUAGGCAUCGACCCCGAGGCGGGCGGCACACCUCUCUGCCCCUUCGACUGCGACUGCUGUUUCUAGUUGUACAAGUGAUGUCAUGCCUAUAUGUACUCCUAGUCCUUCGCCCACCCGAGGAAUCACGUAACCAUAUCUGCGGUCAGGCAGAACAACCCGUAACUCACAGAAGUAGUCGUCGACAAGCGGAAGGUAUCCGCCGAUGAGGUCGCCCGCAAGAGAGAUGAGCGGAAUGCGGCCAAGGAAGUUGAUGACGCCCACGACCUUGGGGCGAGUCCAUCCGAUCCACAUAGGGCCUUGGAGGAAGAAAUGGGAAGCAAUGCGGCGGUCGGCGUGGGCGUAGUGCUCGGCGAGGAGAGUAGAGUCGCCAAUGGGCGCAC
Molecule: messenger RNA, 828 nt
Organism: Cutaneotrichosporon oleaginosum
Lineage: Eukaryota; Fungi; Basidiomycota; Tremellomycetes; Trichosporonales; Trichosporonaceae
Source: RefSeq, a predicted model, not a curated record